Molecule: messenger RNA, 6597 nt
Organism: Fundulus heteroclitus (mummichog)
Lineage: Eukaryota; Metazoa; Chordata; Actinopteri; Cyprinodontiformes; Fundulidae
Product: EH domain-binding protein 1-like protein 1
Exons: 17
Coding region: 37-5814 (1925 amino acids)
Molecular function (GO): protein binding
Source: RefSeq, a predicted model, not a curated record
UUAGUUAUCAAUAUCUGUGACAAAGACAAGAGACCAAUGAAAGAAAUGGUAUUGCUUUCACCAUCCUGUCCCAGAGUUUCAAGAAUUAAAGGUUUCCCAUCUGUUCCUAAUCCCAAACUUGAGUAUUAUACACCAGAUGGAGUCAGUCUCCUUCCUUUGUGUCCUGUAACUUCUAGUAUACCAGGAUUCCCAUCACUGGAACAACAGAAUAAAGAAGAUUGGGCUGCUGACAUAAGUCCAUUGAUAUACAGAUCCCAAAGGACCGCUCAGUUUAAUUCUGAUUUAAUACCAAGUAAUACAGACAAAGCAAAGGAAAUGUUGCUGUUUUCGUCAUCCUGCCCAAGAGAAUCACUCAUCCAUGGCUUUGCAUCAAUACCAAAACUCAGUGUUACUGAUAUUGACAAAAGAAGCAUGGUGGGUCUUUUGAGUUUAUGUCCAAAAACCUCCCAGAUUGCAGGAUUUCCAUCAUUUCAUAGUCCAAAAUUGUGGAUAAUAAACAAGGCGCCACUGUUUGAAUCAAGGAUAAAAGACAAACAUCCAUUAGUUAUCGAUAUCUGUGACAGAGACAAGAGACCAAUGAAAGAAAUGGUAAUGCUUUCACCAUCCUGUCCCAGAGUUUCAAAAAUUAAAGGUUUCCCAUCUGUUCCUAAUCCCAAACUUGAGUAUUAUACACCAAAUGGAGUCAGUCUCCUUCCUUUGUGUCCUGUAACUUCUAGUAUACCAGGAUUCCCAUCACUGGAACAACAGAAUAAAGAAGAUUGGGCUGCUGACAUAAGUCCAUUGAUAUACAGAUCCCAAAGGACCGCUCAGUUUGCUUUUGACCUCUCACCAAGUAUCACAGAAACAACAAAGGAAAUGUUGUGUUUGAUCUCAUCUUGCCCAAAAGCAUCAGUCAUCCAUGGCUUCCCAUCUGCCACCAAAUGCAAGGUGUCAAGUCUUAAACCCAAGGAACUUCCCAAAACUAGAAUCAAAUCCAACAUGGAACCUAAUAUGAAAAAUCUUCUACCCUGUUGCUCCUUCAUUUCACGUAUCAAAGGUUUUGCAUCCCUGACUACAGUCCCAAGCACAGAAUGGCUAAGUGAAACAAAAUUGAUACUGAUGAAACCUCAGAACAAACACAACAUUAUCUACAUUCCUGAACAGUAUCAGCUAGAUUUCAACAGCAGGAAAGGAAUGCAGUCUUCAGUGACAUCCUGUCCUAACAAGACCAUAAUCUAUGGUUUUCCUUCUGCCCAAAAAGUAAGCAGGCAACCAGAUAUGGUCAGCUUAUAUAUAUCCUCUUCAUGUGUCUCAUGCGUCCCUGGUUUUCCAUCAGCAAGAAUGCUAAGCUGUGAAUGUUCUGAAACAUACACUUGGACAACACAUAAUAUUGUCUUGUUUGAGAAGAGGCAAAAAGAGAAUGCUUUUAUUGCAACUUUCCCAGCAAAAUUCCAACAUUCACAAGAAGUUAAGUCUAUGGUCCAAAUGGCUCCAUCAUGCCCACAUCUGGCUCAGAUUCCUGGAUUUCCCAGUGUUUUGCAAGUGAACACAGCUGAUGUGAAAAAAAUGGGUACUCCAUGGCUUUCUGCUACAGAAGACAAUAGAAGUGGUGUUCCUCUAUCAUCUGUAAAGAAUCAAAUCACUGAACUUUUUAAUGAUGAAAAGUGGGGGGAAAAGCAAAGUGUAGCUCAUUGUCUAUAUAAUGGCAAAUCACAUGUAGAGACGAUACCAGCAGAUGAAACACAGGCAGGGGAUAGAUCAUUGGAUACGUCAGAGACAGCGAGACUUUUUGGAUGGGAGGUUUUGGAGGCAGAUGGAUCAGUGUCUGAAAAACAGAAAGAACACUACUUAUCACCAAAUGCAGAAGAGACUUCUGGAUUAGUAAAGGCCCUUGUUGGUGUUUUCCACAAAGGUUUUGAAACAGUAGCAUCCAUCCUGGGCCCAUCUAGCUCUGCUUUAGUGGAUGUCGAUCACCCCCUUGAUGUUCCUACUGUGCGCCUAAUGAACAGGAAGUUGACUCCAUCUACUGAGCUUUUACCUUGUUAUACUGAUAGCCAAACUCCUCCACAAAAGAUAGAGGACAAUUCUGAGGGCAUUCUCGCUAAACAAGAAUAUCCAACAAGUGUCGAACCAUACAUGUGGAACUUGGUUGAUGAUCAGUUAGUCGCUUCAUUACCAAUUACUGACAAUGAUGACAGCCUUCUUGUUUCAUGUAUGAAGCCAUGGCCACUGAAAGAAGAGGAUAGAAGGGGUAUAAAAGAAGUUAGUGAAGGAACAGAUGAAUAUGAGUUACCUCUUAAUCAGCAGCAUUCAAAGGACAGAUUGCUGAUUGAGCAGAACUCUGUUCAAACAUUGAAGUGCCUGGAAAGUUCGCUAGCAGGACACCAGGACGGUGUAGAACAAGAUGGUGUAAAAACGUUUUCUUCUCAACCAGAGAAAGGCCCGACACAAACAAGCUCAAAAACGCUGUCUGCAUCUCCCCUCCACCCCACUGAUGGAAACAAACAAAGAAGUACACUAUCUGAUGUACUUCUGAACAGAUCCACAUGUGAUCAAGACAAUAAUCCAGUGGUGCCACUAGCUGACAGUGGCGGUCCCACGCAAGACGAAAAGCAAAAGAGAACAGUUCCACCUCAACUGAAACAGAGUGAUCAAGAAAUGUGUGUAGUUCCAGUAAGGCCAAACAGAAAGAAGGAUAAGUUAACAGAAGACCAUAAAGUAGUUCCUUUGUUUCGUAAGCCUGUCGCCGGAUUUAGCCCUGUUCAGUCCAAAAGGAUGGAGGCUAUCACGAAGAGUUCUCUACAGUCAUUCUCUGACCCUAUCCACACCUGCUGCAUGGAACCUCAAAUUAUUUCUGCUUUGGGUGGUGAAACACAAUCCAACUCACUUCUUUCAGAAAGGAUACAGACAGAAGACAAUACAACAGAACCAUCUCAGCUGUUUCAUAAUCUAUCUAAACAGACAGCGUUGGAGCUAGUUAGCUCAGAGGACACAGAACAACCCUCUAGUACUCUGGAUUGGCCUAGAACAGAUAGUAUAACCAGUGUCCACUCGUCUUCUAGCACAGUGCCUUCUUUGAAAGCAAAAGAAUUGAAAUACAUUCCCCCUAGGCCAGAGCCAGAUGUGUUCAAUGAUGAGCACAUUGCCCAUCUUUCAAUAAUUAAGAAAAUACAUCUUCCAAAACGAGUAAGAAAAGCUGGAAGACUCAGUAGUGACAAGGACAUCACUGCAGCAGAUGACUCGCAACAAGUUUACAAGCUGCCAUUAGAUGGUAACACAUUUGCUAAUAUGUUCAACAUUAUGAGUCAAAAGGCAGACAAGUCCUUAGCUGUCAAAAAUGCGAAACAGUCUGAGCUAAUUAAAAAUCCUGUUCCAAAGCCUCGUGGGAGAAAACAUGUUAGUGGCUCCUUCCAAGACCAGAGUACCACUGCAGCAAGUGCAUCUCAGACUGGGUCACUAAAUGCAGGGCAAGCUGAUCUGUUGAAUAUUCCUUCCAGACCCGACGAGCUGCCACAAGGUGAACACUGUAAAGACUGCUCUAAUAUUUCUGUUGAACCUUCUUCACCCUCAGGUGGGUCUGGUGCUGCAUUGAGGAGAACCAGAAUUACAUUAGAGCAAAAUGCUCAUGCAGUGUAUGGUGAUACUUCAGAAAAAAUACCUGGACCCUCAUGUCUACCUGUACCCAAAGAAAGAAGGAAACGUCACUGUGAUUCCUUCCUAGGUGAUGCAACACCUGUUUCUCAUUUAGACAGGAUUGGUGAUGGAACUGAUACUAAAGCAAUCCCAGAAAAAAACAUAUCUAGCACGGCUGUUCCAUUUCAUCUAGUCAACAAGCACCUUAGAAACACUCACAUACCAUGUGCAUACAAUUCAUCUUCCAAAGAAAUGGAAUUAUCUCAGACAAUCCCAGGUGAAAUAUCUCGCAAGACAACAGAGGAAAGCUCAAGGUCUCUUGAUGCCCAUUUAAAAUCUGAUGCCGCUUCAGUUGCAGUCCAGGAUGAAGAAGACAUUUUAUUGCAGCUGGAGAGGGAUGUGCUAGAAGCUAUGCAAGAAGUGUUUACUCAGAGACCGUCCCUAGAAAAUAAUGAAGAAAUUCAGAGUGAACUCCUUAAGGAUUGGACCUUUACAGAUAAACCAUUUGUUAGAAACAUCUUACAGAAUGAUAAAGUUGCUUCAGAGAAGGAGAACAUCACAAAGGUCCUGAAAGGAGAGGUCAAUAGGUCUGGGACUGUCACGGUUACUUCCUCUCAGGAUGACUGGCUGCAUGUAGAGCAUAAAAAAGAGAAUGAACCUAUGGAAUUAAACACAAGGAAAGUGAGAGAUGAAGAGUUGGACUUUUUGUCUGUAGAAGUAGCUGCUGGUUCAGAGAAUCAAAGGUCGUCAGGGCAGCUUGUACCUGUUCCUCGUGGCAAGAAGCGUUUGAGUGGUUCUUCGCUGAACAGCACACAAGCUGGUGGCCUCCAACAAGCCUUUGAGCCAUCAACACCUCAGAAAAGACCUGCAGAGGGAGCUUCUGAUGAGAAUACUGUGGCUAGUCCCACAUUAGUGACCUCCAGUCAGUCUCUCCUGGAAUGGUGUCAGAAUGUAACUCAGGGACACAAGGGAGUGAAGAUCACAAACUUCAGCACUUCCUGGAGGAAUGGCCUGGCAUUUUGUGCCAUUCUGCAUCACUUCCACCCAGGAAAAAUAAAAUUUGAAAUGCUGAACCCGUAUGACAUCAAGGACAAUAACAAAAAGGCCUUUGAUGGUUUUGCUGAACUUGGGAUUUCCAGACUAAUAGAGCCUUCAGAUAUGGUUAUGCUCACAGUACCGGACCGCCUUAUUGUUAUGACUUACCUCAGCCAAAUACGAACCCAUUUCACAGGCCAGGAGCUCAGUGUGCUUCAUAUAGAUAAGAACAGCAGUGAGUCUAAUUAUGCAGUAUCAGGAAACCAGGAGGUCCAAGAGGACCCAGAGGCAACUGUUCGCUACUGUGCCCAGAAACUCCAGGAAAAAGGUCUAAGCCUUGAGAUUAUUGGGAGUGGAAGUCCAGCAGAGGAUGACUCCAGAGGAAGUAAUGACACAGCGCCACCUCUUAGAUCCAAACGACUGCAGACUCCUGGGACAGGGGGAACUACCAGCUCUCAAUCUCCUGUGGCACCACCAAGGUCUCAUUUCCUAUCCAAGUCUGGCUUCUCCCGUGUCAAAGAUGCUGAUCUUGUCAAGAAGCGUCGAUCACAAAAGAAGAGUGGGUCCAUUGAUGAUGGAGAUAUAUCAGUGGCUGGUACUGAGCAAGAGGGGAGGAAUUCAGACACUGAAAGAACAGAGUUUGUAGUUGUAGAAGAGAAACCAGAAGGCCAGGACACAAGCCAGUAUGUGUUACAUCAGAUGGAAGCAUUAGAAGCAGAACAAAACCACAUUGACAACAGAGCAGGUGUGGUGGAGCGGAAACUCAGACAGUUAAUGGAAACAGGCAGUGACAAGGUGGAAGAAGAGAGGCUGAUUCAAGAAUGGUUCACUCUGGUUAACAAGAAGAAUGCUUUAAUCCGAAGGCAGGACCAUCUGCAGCUGCUGUUGGAAGAACAAGACUUGGAAAGGAGAUUUGAGCUGUUAACCAAAGAGCUUCGACACAUGAUGGCAAUUGAAGAGUGCCAGAAGACCCAGGCUCACAAACACAGAGAGCAGCUUCUGCUCCAGGAGCUUAUUUCUCUAGUCAACCAGAGAGAUGAGCUGGUUCACAAUUUGGAUGCCAAAGAAAGAGGAGCUCUGGAAGAAGAUGAGCGUCUUAACCGUGGCCUUGAGCAGAGAAGAAGGAAGUAUGCUAAAGAGCAGAAGGAGAAAUGUGUCAUGCAGUGACAAUUAACCCACACCCAUGAAACUGAGCCAUGUGUUAGAAAGAGAACAGGUCAAGAAAAUAUCACGAAUGAGGCAGUGGUAUUAUGUCAUCUUUCAGUCAGCUGUGGUAAAAGAUGCUGAACCUCGUGGAGAGGCAAAAGCACAUAUUUAACUCCCUGUUUAUCAUCACAGAUGCUUUUGUUAUUGCAGACAAAGCUACAGCAUGUAAAAACAGUUUGAACUAGAAAAACUGCAGCUUUCUGGUGAUCAUUCAAAUAGAACUGGACUGUUUUAGAUUCAAUUGUUGGAAUGUAAGAGCAUGACAGGAAGCCAGAGAGAAUCCAGUGCUCAUAGCAGUUUAUAUGGCAUGUUUACAACUGCUCAAAUAUAUUUUAAACACAUUUUCAAAGCAAACUUUUAAUUUAUUGUCACUGCUGUUACUAAAGUGAAAGGUAACACAAAUGUUUUUUCUAAAAAAAUAGAAAUGUAAAAGCCAUGGAAAUGUUUCCAAAGUCUUGAGCUCAAUAUUUACUUUUGGCAAAAACACAGUUGCCACUUUUAUUGCUUUUAAGUGUGAAAUUUAGCCUGUUGUCCUUCCUCUGAAAACAAGUUACACUGUUUGUUUAAGAAAAGUUUUACCAUUUCUGAAACCACACACUUAUUUCUUGUAAAAUUUGCAGUUUGUAUGCUGUGUAACUAGUUCUACUUUGUUUAAUCGAUUGUUCUUGGAAGUUUGUUUUUGAGAAUUUGAUGUAAAAUCUGCACAAAUGGACAAGUUUGGAAAUACAAAAGCCUUAAACGUUU